This is a messenger RNA of Oryza sativa Japonica Group (Japanese rice), 990 nucleotides long. Lineage: Eukaryota; Viridiplantae; Streptophyta; Magnoliopsida; Poales; Poaceae. The record is from RefSeq and is a predicted model, not a curated record.
AAGUUAGCAGAAUUUCUUCGUGUGAGGCCGCCUAUUUUCUCUAGUACCACUAAUCCUGUUGAAGCUGGCGAUUGGCUGCAUGCCAUAGAGAAGAAGUUGGAUUUGCUUCAGUGCACUGAUCAGGAGAAGGUCUCAUUUGCAUCACAUCAGUUGCAUGGCCCAGCCUCUGAAUGGUGGGAUCACUUCCGCCUUAACAGGACUACUGCUGAACCUAUCACUUGGCUUGAAUUCACCGCUGCUUUCCGGAAGACGCAUAUACCAUCGGGAGUGGUGUCUCUCAAGAAGAAGGAAUUCAGAUCGCUCACCCAGGGAUCUCGCUCUGUUACGGAGUAUUUGCACGAGUUCAAUCGUUUGGCUCGUUAUGCUCCGGAAGAUGUGCGCAAUGAUGAAGAGCGUCAGGAGAAGUUCUUGGAAGGACUUAAUGAUGAGCUUUCUUACCCACUCAUGACUGGGGAUUAUCAUGAUUUCCAGAAGUUAGUGGAUAAGGCUAUUCGUCUGGAAGACAAGUACAACCGCAUGGAGCAGAAGAAACGCCGGAUUGCUCAAUUCAAGACACAACAGGGGAAUAAUCAGAAGCCGCGUCUUACUUUAGGACCCCAGACCAUGCCACAUGGAGGUUCUUCAUCUGUUGUUCGUCCGCAGCGUCAGUUCUUCAACAACAAUGCUGGCAAUAACAUCCGUAAUCAAGCUCCACGCCCUGUUGGACAGUCGCAACAGUUGAAUAUCGGUGGUGAGAUCAAAACAGAGACUAAUGAAAGCAAUGAAGUUAACAUCGAGCAAGCUAAUCAGCUGGUGCCAGUUCAGCAGGAUCAGUCUCAAGAGAAUAACAGUAGUGGACGGGAGCAGCAGAUGAUUGCUAACCAUGUCUACCACGCGGACAAGAUUGCUAACAACAUUGUCGUCACAGGAGCCAAUGCAGUGCCAGUUGCGUCUUCAAGAGUUGUGUCUUCAAGUGUUACAACUCAGCCACCAGUUUCAAAGCAGCAGUAG